UCUACCCUUAACUUAAUAUUCUCCUCAUCAGCAGAUUCCCUAAAACACCAUCUUUCUGCCACUUUCUCUUCAUUGCUUUCCAAGCCAAGAAUCUCUCUGAUUCCUCUCCUCAUCUCUUCACUUUUUCAACCACUAUUAACCAUCCAUCUACAAUGCCUCUUCUUUUCCAUCUCUCUCUCUUUGUGUCAUUUUCAUUCUUCUUCUUCUUCCUCCUCCUCCUCUUCCUUCUCCCCUCACUCUCCCACCCUUAUGGCUCCUUCUUCUGAUCAUAUCAAUCAUCUUUCUCAUCCAUGUAUAUAUGGGGAUUAUGUGUCUUCACACCCAGAGAGAAAGUCUGGUUUCAUGAAAUGGCUCAGUAAGCUUUUCAAAGGUGGGUCCAAUAGAGGAAGGAGUGGUCGUCAUCAUUAUGAUUCUGCAGAGGAAGGCAUGUCUUGGCGUGCUCCAUCUAGAGCUUUGGAUAAGAUGUGUUGAACAAUACUAUUGAUGUAAUUAGGAUGAUCGUGCUAGAGCUCAGAAGGAGAAAGAGGAUUUGGGCCAUGCAAUGUCACUUUCUUCAGCUGAAGAUAUGAAGAGACCAAAUGCUCAUCAAGGAUAUAGGUGGGGGGAAGAAAAUAAUGAAGAUUAUGGAAAGGCACUUCAUGAUAACUUUAACUCAUCUGCACACCCUCCUUAUGCACCUGCACCAUUUUAUCCCAAUGAAUAUAGAAGACUAUGCGGUGGCUGCAAUCAGGAGAUAAUCUAUGGAAAUUGUUUAGGCUGCAUGGAUACUUAUUUUCAUCCAGACUGCUUUCGAUGCCACUCUUGUCGUUCUCCCAUUACCGAGCGCGAGUUUUCUUUGUCAGGGAAGCAUCCAUAUCACAAAUCUUGUUUUAAAGAGUUGACUCACCCAAAAUGUGAAGUUUGCUUCCAAUUUAUUCCUAUAAAUGCUGCUGGUUUGAUUGAGUAUAGAUGCCACCCCUUUUGGUCCCAAAAGUAUUGUCCAUCUCAUGAAUAUGAUAACACAGCUCGCUGCUGUAGUUGUGAAAGAUUAGAGCCACGGAAUACGAAAUACUAUAGACUCGAGGACGGGCGAAGCUUGUGCUUAGAGUGCAUGGAAUCUGCUAUAAUGGAUACUGGUGACUGUCAGCCUCUAUACCAUUCAAUCAGAGAUUAUUAUGAAGGAAUGCAUAUGAGAAUUGAUCAGCAAGUUCCUAUGCUUCUUGUUGAAAGAGAAGCGCUAAAUGAUGCUAUUGUUGGAGAGAAGACUGGAUUUCAUCAUUUGCCAGAAACAAGGGGUUUAUGCCUUUCAGAAGAGCAAACUGUAACCAGUAUACAUAGAAGGCCAAGAAUUGGAGGCCAUAGACUUAUUGGGAUGAGAACUCAACCUCAAAAGCUGAUAAGAAAAUGUGAAGUUACAGCAAUUCUUGUUCUAUAUGGUCUACCAAGGUUACUAACGGGUGCUAUACUAGCCCAUGAGUUGAUGCAUGCAUGGUUACGCCUUAAAGGUUAUCGCAAUCUCAGUCCUGAAGUAGAGGAAGGCAUAUGUCAGGUUCUGUCAUAUAUGUGGCUUGAGUCAGAAGUUAUGCCAACAACAAACUCACAUUGCAUGGCAUCAACAUCCACAGCUGUUGCUUCUUCCUCAAAGAAAGGUGCAAAGUCUCAUGUUGAAAACAAAUUGGGUGAAUUCUUCAAGAAUCAAAUUGUCAAUGAUUCUUCUCCAGCUUAUGGUGGUGGUUUUAGAGCUGCAAAUGAAGCUGUUAAUAAAUAUGGUCUACGUAGUACUCUCGAACAUAUUCGUUUGACUGGUUUUUUCCCUGUGUAAUAAGAACACAUGUUCUCUAAUAAGUAUGGAUUGAAAAGCUUGUUGUCUUCUUUUUAAUUGUUCUACAAGUGACUAUUGGUCUUUUUUAUCCAACUUGGUCUCUUGUAUUGCUUCAAAACUCAGGGCAGACAGACGCUCGGACAACUUCUAUAUGGUCUUGUGAGGAUGUCAGAGUACAAUUGACAAAAAAAAUUAUGUAUUCUCUACUUUCAUUUCCUAAUGUAUUUAGCUUAUUAUUUUCAUCAAUGAA
Molecule: messenger RNA, 2051 nt
Organism: Medicago truncatula (barrel medic)
Lineage: Eukaryota; Viridiplantae; Streptophyta; Magnoliopsida; Fabales; Fabaceae
Product: protein DA1-related 2
Exons: 12
Coding region: 542-1801 (419 amino acids)
Molecular function (GO): ubiquitin binding
Source: RefSeq, a predicted model, not a curated record